AUGGUUAGCCAGUCGCCUAUGAUUUCCAUCCCGAAGAAGAGCUCGUCAGAUGUAGACUGGAUCCCUUCAAUCCGCAACCUCAUCGCCAAAUCGUAUGGUAUAAGUCCAGACGACUACACUGCAGAGUGUCAAGUGCUACAGCAAUGCCGCAGGGACGCGGUCAAAGAUGCCAACAGUAAUGCAAUAGCCCAUGACCGUUUGUCUCGGUACUUUGGUCAGCUCGAGUUUCUCGGUCUCCGGUUCCCUGAAAUACGCAUCGACUCCACUUGGAACGAUGCAUUCUCAAACAAGCAGAUCUCCCAGACAUCCCUUGCGUAUGAGAAAGUGUCCACGCUCUUUCAGAUUGCGGCUACACAGUCGGCAAUCGCGGCUUCACAGAAUAGAACAAGACCGGAGGGCCUCAAGCUCGCAUUCUACUAUUUCCGUGCCUGCGCUGGCAUACUCACAUAUAUCGCCGAAAGUUUUCCUCAUGCCCCUUCCACCGACCUCAGCAGCGAUGUUAUUAGCUCUUUGACAGGCAUCGUCAUUGCACAGGCAACUGAGAUUUUUCUGGAGAAAGUUAUUGACGAGAAGACGGCUCACACUCUGAUAUCCAAAAUCGCCUCCCAGACCGCGCACCUGUACACCACGUCGGCUAAGGAGGUUAAGGAGCUCGCGUACAAAGGCAUCGUUGAUCAUAAGUGGGACACAAUUCUUCAGAUCAAAUCUAAGUACUUUGCCUCUCUUGCGCAAUACUAUCGUGGGAUUGUAGACGACAAAGCCGGUGAACACGGCAAUGCCCUCGUCCGUUUCACACUGGCCGAAUCACUAGCUAAUGAAGCAAAUCAAGACGCGACUUCCUUCAACGCUCUCUAUGCGUGUUCUGUGUCAUCGCUCCCCUUUGAUGUUGGCAGCGCCAUUCUUGGCCGCACCCGAACGCAUCUUUUCCUCUGUACGGAGCGAAGAAGUGAGGCCACAUACGAGAAUGACCUAAUCUACAUUGCCGCACUUCCACCUCACGAUACGCUUCCCGCAAUCGAGAAGGUGAUCGUUGCUACACCGGUUUCAAUCCAAGAGUUCUACGGGACACCGGACAUGCGGCAGGUCAUUGGCCUCGACAUUUUCUCCAGGCUGAUCCCUCUGAAUAUGCAUAAAAGUACCGGCGCGUACAUGGAGGAGAAGGCGGAACUCAUCCGCCGCGAGGUUGAGCUUGCGGAGAGCGCCGACACAGAGAUGUGCAGCGCCCUCGAUGCGAUCGGCGUCCAAGUUGGUUUAGCGCGCUUCAAGGUGAUUGCGGAUGGAGGAAUCGACGUGAAGGAUAUCCCGCGCGACAUGAGGCGGUGGAGGGAGGACAUCGGCAUCAUGGAAGGUCGCAAGGGUGUCGACAUGCUCAUGCGGGAGCUCGGCAACCUCAAGGCCUCCGUUAAGAACACGCUUGGCUCGGUUUUGCAUGACCUCGAGUCGCGAGACCACAAGGCCACACAAGUCGGGCAUAACCACCUGUGUGCGCAGGACCGCUCUGCGUUAUCAGACGGAUCAAUUCGCACCGAACUAAAUUCACAAGCAGCCGCACUCGAUGCUGCUGCUUUAUCAGACGAUCAGGUCAUCGCGCUUUGGGAUUCAGUGAAAGGGAUCAUUGGUCUUCUACUUUCUGACAAUUUAGUGGAUGUGUUCAGGUCGAACUUACAGAAAACCCCACAAAUGGAUGGCCUUUUGUACUUGGACCUGUCGAGCGAUCCGUCGGAUGAACGCAAACGCAGAAAGAUCAAGCAGUGUAUUGGAGAGAUUGAGGAGCGCCUGAAGAAGCUGAAGGGAAUAAGGUCCGAGCGCAGCGACGUGCUUAAGGAUUUACGAAAUAAAGUUGCUCAAAGUGGCGAUGCCUUGCCCUUGCCGCUACCCAGUGGGCCUAGCUUCAUUGCUAGUACCGAACUCGAAAAGUUCAAGUUCUAUCAACAGCGGAGGCAUGAAUUUGAUUGUCACCAGCAAGUAGUAUUGCAGGAAAUUACACUGUUGUGGAAGAACUUGCAGGAUAUGGAGACCCCUGGCCUUUAUGCAAAGAGGUGGGUAGAAAGGGAGAAGCGCGUUAAGGAAGUUGUUCGGACGUUCGCAAGAGCACGAGAUGGAUAUAUGCAAGUUCAGGACGGCCUUGACAAAGGGAUUCGAUUCUACCAGCAGCUCGUUACCUUCAGUGAGACUCUGAGGCAAAGAGCGAUAUCUAUCUCCAACAGCAAAUGA
Messenger RNA from Coniophora puteana RWD-64-598 SS2, 2214 nucleotides. RefSeq names its product BRO1-domain-containing protein. Lineage: Eukaryota; Fungi; Basidiomycota; Agaricomycetes; Boletales; Coniophoraceae. The transcript is spliced from 5 exons. The record is from RefSeq and is a predicted model, not a curated record. Bases 1 to 2214 code for a protein of 737 amino acids. Gene Ontology annotation, biological process: protein transport to vacuole involved in ubiquitin-dependent protein catabolic process via the multivesicular body sorting pathway. Gene Ontology annotation, molecular function: protein binding. Gene Ontology annotation, cellular component: endosome.